AUGAUAGAGUUGGGUCACCUCAAGCGUCAGGACUUCUGGAUCUCCAUAAAAGUGUGGAACUCUUUCCACAGCCGAGAGCUGGUCCACAAACAAACCAAAACGUCGCUCAAGAACUUAGGCCUCGAUUACAUCGAUCUCUUACUAAUGCAUUAUCCGACGGGAUAUGCGUUCACUGAAUCCAAUCACAAGCUAUGGUUCCCUACUUACCGACCCUUCCGAAAAAGAUUAACGAUAAGGGCGCUCACACUCAUCCGGACUAUCCGUUUCAUGAAUCCAAUAGAUCCGAGUAUUGCCGUCCAUAAUGAGUACGACUACUGCACCCUAACAAAGCUCAGGAGAUUUGACACAGGAACAUUUGAAAAGUUUUAG
Molecule: messenger RNA, 369 nt
Organism: Oppiella nova
Lineage: Eukaryota; Metazoa; Arthropoda; Arachnida; Sarcoptiformes; Oppiidae
Source: the annotation of a GenBank genome assembly